AUGUGUUUGAUAUCAAAGGUAUCCAUCUUCUUAUUUUUUGCCCUUACUUCAGUACUAGCUUUCCAUCACCCACCCCAAGAGGAGCACCCAAUCUUCAAAAUCACCUCAAAUACUCACGAUAAGACAACCAUCAUUGGCUUUUUACAAGACGUGGCAAACAAAAUUGCAGUAUCGCCAGCACAAUUGAACCGUUUUUAUCAAGGGACUAACUCACUAAGCUCAUCUUCCCCGACAAAGGAAGAUAAAAAGUGUCUUGAAAAUACGAUAAUCAAGUUUUACAUCCGUUCGUUAAAAUUGACCGAUCACAUCUAUGAAGCUAGUGAGUGCAGAAUAAACUUAAACCCGAGGAUGCAGUCAAUACUACAACCGACACCAAAUAUCCACAAUUUAUUAUUGAGAGACAACGACAUGCUCGAUACGCAAUUGAAGUAUGUUCUAAUGGAUGAGUUUAACCGGUAUCAACAAUUUAAGGAUUACAAGUUCAACGAUUUUCAACAUUUGAAUUAUGACUUAUCGUGCAUCAUCGAUUACCAGGAGCUAAUGCAAGUUGAAUUGAUGGAAACAGUGGUGGAAGCAAACUUGGAAAGAAAAGUGGAAGUGGAUGAGGCGUGUGGGUUGAGCAUACUUAAUCAAAACUUUAUUGGAACAUCCAUUGACUAUAUAACGACACAAGUGCCAAUCAAUGGUACUUUCUACUGCAAAAAGGGAAGAAGCUCGACUUGUAAUAGGGCUAUAGCAGACUCAUCAAAUGCGAGGUACAGGCUUCCUGAAUACUAG
Messenger RNA from Lodderomyces margitis, 777 nucleotides. RefSeq lists its product as uncharacterized. The record is from RefSeq and is a predicted model, not a curated record. Bases 1 to 777 code for a protein of 258 amino acids. The transcript has a single exon. NCBI's taxonomy places the organism in Eukaryota, Fungi, Ascomycota, Pichiomycetes, Serinales, Debaryomycetaceae.